Messenger RNA from Leptosomus discolor (cuckoo roller), 1702 nucleotides. The record is from RefSeq and is a predicted model, not a curated record. Lineage: Eukaryota; Metazoa; Chordata; Aves; Leptosomiformes; Leptosomidae.
UGCUGACGUGGGAUCUGUUGACUUCGCAGGUCAGAAUGGCAUCGGAUGAGGGAAAGCUCUUUGUCGGUGGACUGAGCUUUGACACCAAUGAGCAGUCAUUGGAACAAGUCUUCUCUAAAUACGGGCAGAUCUCUGAAGUUGUUGUGGUCAAAGACAGAGAGACUCAGAGAUCCAGAGGUUUUGGCUUUGUUACUUUUGAAAACAUAGAUGAUGCAAAAGAUGCGAUGAUGGCCAUGAAUGGAAAGUCUGUAGAUGGACGUCAGAUCAGAGUUGAUCAAGCUGGAAAAUCAUCAGAGAACAGAUCUCGUGGCUACAGAGGGGGGUCUUCUGGGGGCAGAGGCUUUUUCCGUGGCGGCAGAGGUCGGGGCCGUGGCUUCUCUAGAGGGGGUGGAGACAGAGGCUAUGGCGGCAGCAGAUUUGAUUCCAGAAGUGGAGGGUAUAACGGCUCCAGAGACUACUAUAAUAGCAGCAGGAGUCAAGGGGGCUAUGGCGACAGGAAUUCAGGAGGAUCCUACAGAGACAGCUAUGACAGUUACGGUAAGUCGUGGUUCAAAUGGGAGCGCUCAGUACGUGUGCCGUAGGGACUCUAAACCUGCUGACCCUGUCCUCGAGUCUGGAAGUCCUGUAAGGCCCAGCUGGGCUGUGCUGCUAUUGCCGUUCUUGCCCGUAAGAACCAACCUGCCAGGCUUCGGACGUGGUUGUGCCGUUAAAAGUUUCUAAUUUGUAAUGCAUGUGUAGGAGUUGCUUGGAUCUAAGGCAGAGCAAGUGUUUAAAAUACGUUCCUCGAGCUUGAGACUAAGACCAAACUCGGAUGCCCUAACAAACUUAAUCAAGGGUGGGGGAGUUCUCUUACGGUGUAGCAAACUAGCACUAGCUUCUGAAAUAAUGCAAGGGAGUAAAAUGCUGGAACUUGUCUAUGCUUCAGUGCCUUUACAAUUGUGCCUGCUUCUUGUCCUCAGCUACACACAACGAGUAAAAAUCCUUCCUGACUCAAGAUCGUCCUUCCAAUGGCUGUAUUUAUAAAGAUUUUUGGAGCUUCGCUGAAAUCGUUAUUGUGUAGUACAUCUACUUGUAUUUUCACUUUUGUAGUAUUAUCAGUUCUAAUCUUGUCAAACACAGCCUGACAGCUUCUGAUACAAGAUGGUCUAAUUAGACUUUUCUUUAAGAAAGCUCUGCUUUCAAGUGUUUUUAAUCUUUUUUGAAAGCACUUCAGAUUUUAUUUUAUCCUUCAUGAUGAGCCAAGGUGUUUUUUUUUAAAGUUGUGAAGUUGGGGCCCCAAUUCAGUUUCUUUUGAGAUAGAAAGGACCUUUAAUUCAAUGUUCACUGGAAGCUGAACAAGCUGUGGACUUUUUUUUUAAGUGCAUUACCUUCGUCUUUUGUAACAUUCCUUUAGUGUAGCAAGGUAGGAAUGCAGCCUGGGUACAAAUUGGAAGGCAAACCACCUUGAUAUAUCUAAAGAGAAACUUGCUUGUAUGUUCAACCCGCAUAACGGUAUUUUUACUGUUGUAAUGAUGUAAAUUACCCAGAAAUAGACUUGCAAACUUACCAUAAAAGAGGUUCUUGAAAAUGUUUAUUUAUAUUGUCCUUUUUUACUGGAAGAAAUAUGCAUAUUCCAUUGAUAUUGUAUUUGAAGUGGUAAAGGAUUCUUGUAUACAGUUUUCUUUGGCUUUACGAAGCCUAUUAAAAGACCGUCUGAAAUGAA